Molecule: messenger RNA, 330 nt
Organism: Parnassius apollo (apollo)
Lineage: Eukaryota; Metazoa; Arthropoda; Insecta; Lepidoptera; Papilionidae
Source: the annotation of a GenBank genome assembly
AUGUCUUCGAGAGCUCGAAAGAUUUUAGGAUUGAUUGUAGAAAAUACCAUGCAAGAUAAUAAAAAUACUAUAGGAGAUUAUAAUUUAAUAGAGAAUUGCAAGAAUAGCAAUAAGGAUUUCAAUCACGAGGUACAAAAUGAAACUAGUGAAUCUAUUGAAAUGAAGGACAAGAUAGAUCCAAAAGGUAAAAAUAUGAUAGCGAAAUCAGUCGUGGAUAGCUUGGAUAAAAGAAUUGAAGCAUCUAUAUCAAAAUCUCGCUUUAAAAAUUCACAGUGUAAUAAAAGCCUGGUGCCUUAUUACGAUAGUGACAUUUCAUUUUCCGGACAAUGA